Abrus precatorius (Indian licorice) is the source of this 765-nucleotide messenger RNA. RefSeq lists its product as uncharacterized. Bases 1 to 765 code for a protein of 254 amino acids. The transcript has a single exon. The record is from RefSeq and is a predicted model, not a curated record. Lineage: Eukaryota; Viridiplantae; Streptophyta; Magnoliopsida; Fabales; Fabaceae.
AUGGACACUAGGGGAACCGGUCCAGUGAGACAAGAUAGGAGACUUCUUAGGUUCUCUAAGGGGCCAUAUUCAAGCUCCAACCACUCACAGUUCAGAAGGAGUUCAUCUCAAGAGAAGAGUAAUAGGAGUGGUUCGGGAUCAAGCUCUUUCAGUGGAUCGAUCAAAUGCUCUAAGUGUGGAGGACUGCACAUGGUCAGGGACUACCCACAGUCACGGAUGAACUGUAGCAACUGUGAAAAGUUGAGGCACACUACCAAUGUGUGCUGGGCUGCCAAGAGGAGUGGCAGUAAGAGUACAACUCAAAGGCCAAAAUUGAGAGGAAGCACGUGGCCGAAGCUGAGUAUCCCUGGAAGAGUCUUUGCCAUGAGUGGAGCAGAGGCUUCACAAUCUGAGGAGCUGAUCCGAGGUAAAUGUGUAAUUAAAGGCAGAUUGCAUGAUGUGUUGUUUGGCUUGAAUGCUAUGCACUCUUUCGUUUCUGUGGACUAUGUGAAGAGUCUGGAUAUGUAUGUGACUGAAUUACCGUGCAAUGUUAUGGUGACUACUCCUACAGGUAAACUGGUUAUGACGUCGUGGGCAUGUUUAGGGUGUUCAAUAAUGGUGCAUGGUAGGGAAUUCAAGGUGGAAUUAAUCUGUUUGCCUCUUUCUCAAUUGGAUGUGAUCUUAGGGAUGGAUUGGCUAGCUGCCAACCAUGUGUUGUUGGACUGCAAAGAGAAGACUUUGACUUUUGGCUCAUCAAUGUUGGAAGUUUCAAGGCUUUUGAGCUAA